GGUUAAAAUCAAAAACAGCCCGCGUGUGUACUGGUUUUCAAUUUUGCGCUUUGAAUCGGAAAAGUACGAUGGGUGGUGACACGCUGACUUACGUCAGACUUCCGGCGAUCCUCCUCCUCUUAAUCGUCGCUAAUUCCGCCGGCAUCAGUGUUUCCGGCGAGUUGCCCUCUCUGAGCGUUGCAAAGUUUGCUUCAUUGCAGCUAUCCCCAAGCCUGGUUGUGGAGAAUUCCCCAGGUUCAAGACCUGGAUCUCACGUCGUUUGCGAAAGAGUCGAAAUUAUCGGCUUGCCAAGGCUUACGAAUCUCACAAGCUUCUUCUCUUCCGUAAAAGUUAAACUUACAAACGUAAAUUCCACAGGCCGUCCUCCAAGUAUCACCGUUUGUCUCCAUAGGAAUGCAUCUCUUGGGGUUGGUAUGUGCCCUGACGGUCUGUGGGAGAAACUUACUAACGGGUCGUGGGUUAGAUCCAUGUCCCCAUUUGACCACAAGCUCUUGGAUAUACGUUCGGCGGGCCCUUCUGUGGGAACCGUUGAGGUUGUACUGAACGAAGAAUUUUAUCUGUAUCGUGUUGUAUUUUUUAUACUGGGAAUAACAAUGAUGACAUUUGCAUCGUCGUUGAGCAACUCGUUAGCAACCUACUACGGUGGUGCUAUGACAUUAGGGGUUUUGCUUGUUGUUUUGGUGAUUCUCUUUCAGGGAAUGAGGAUCCUCCCAAGUGGUAGAAAGAGUUCACUAGCAUUAGUUCUAUAUGGAUCCAUUGUUGGAGUUGGAUCCUUUCUGUUUAGUUAUGUACCGACAUUAUUGCGCUCUCUACUUGUGGAGAUGGGAAUAAGUGAAGAUCUUUACAGUCCUGUGGCAGCAUUCCUACUGGCCUUUGUUGUUCUGUGUGGGGCGUGGUUAGGGUUCUGGGCUGUUCGUAAACUGGUCCUGACAGAAGACGGAUCGAUUGAUACUGGCGUGGCUCAGUUUGUUGCUUGGUCUAUUCGAGUUGUGGCCUCUAGUAUGAUCCUCCAGUGUUCAGUGGAUCCUUUGUUGGCAGUUGCAGCAUUGGUAUGUGGUAUACUCAUACCAUCGGGUGCGAAGGGGCUUCUUAGGUAUUACGCACCCAAAACAUUGCGGGUCAAGCAUAAAAGAUCCCACAAACCAGUUGAAGAUUCUUCGUCCUAUGAAAACAAGCAUGAGUUGAAGCUAUCAGACUCGGACACCUUCUACUCUACCUUCCACAAAACGCCUGUAAGAAAACAAUACUCCAAAGAUGAAUGGGACAAGUUUACACAAGACUCAACCAAGAAAGCAUUGGAAAGUCUUGUGUGGUCACCCGAUUUCAACAGGUGGGCCGUUGCUAAUGCUGAUAGACUCGCGUUACUUCCCAAGAAAGACACUAAUCCCAAGCCGAAGAGCUGGUUUUCUUGGUCUUGAUCAGUUAAUUAUUGUAAGUUUAUAGCUAAUCAUGAUCGAUGUACAUUGUAGUAUUAUGAUUGUCCUAUCGUAGGAUAACCUUGAUUGUAGAAACUUUAACCGGUGUUCUUUCGGUCUGGUAUUGAACAUGAUACACUUCCACUCUAGUCAUAUCUGAGUGGUGUUGUUAUGCUAGGGAGUUAAUGUAGUCAGCUACAUUAUUUUUCAGGUUUGGAAGUUUGAUAUAUAGAAAAUGAGCAUGGUGGUAAUUUCAA
Helianthus annuus (common sunflower) is the source of this 1672-nucleotide messenger RNA. RefSeq lists its product as uncharacterized. The record is from RefSeq and is a predicted model, not a curated record. The transcript has 9 exons. The coding region runs from base 69 to 1418 and encodes 449 amino acids. NCBI's taxonomy places the organism in Eukaryota, Viridiplantae, Streptophyta, Magnoliopsida, Asterales, Asteraceae.